Messenger RNA from Paramecium pentaurelia, 1303 nucleotides. Lineage: Eukaryota; Ciliophora; Oligohymenophorea; Peniculida; Parameciidae. The record is from the annotation of a GenBank genome assembly.
AUGAGUAAAAAGAAUACUAAGCGAAAAUAAAACAACAAGAUAGAGAAGGAUGAUGAUUACAGCGACAUCUUUGAGGAAAUCUAACCUGAAUUGCCUAUUAUAAAAAAAAAAUCAAAAGAGCAACAGUAAACAAACCAAAUACUCUUUGAGUCCAUUCGAAAUCCAGAAUAAACCAAUCUUAUUCGAUGUCCUAUAGAAUCUAUCAAUAUUGAAUAGGUUGAUUAUUCUCAUUAAUAAUUUAGAUUUUAUAGGAUAUUUUGUAUGAGUCUUCUAAAGAGUCUCAAUACUCUAAAACUCUUAAGUAAAUACUUUUAAUGGGGCAGAGAGAAUUGAAAGACAAACAAAAAUAUUACUAAUUUAAAUGGCAAUCAUUAGGACACUCUAAUAUCAGUCGUUAAGAAUAUCAACGAUAAGAGUAAAUGCUCAAAGAACAAUAAUCUAAAGACAUUGCUGAAAUUCAAAAUAAUGUUAUUGCUGAAUUAGGAAGAAAGAAAGUUAAAGGAUUUCAAUAAAGAGAAGAUAUCUUGGAUGAAUUUCGAAUUAAUUUUAUGAAGAAAAGACAUCUAACACCUGAUGGACCUGUUAUGGAGGAAUUUUAAUUUUAUGUCGAUCCUGAAGAGGCUAAUCGUUUAAAGAGAGAUCAAAUUUAAUUGUUGGAAAAGCUUAUGGAAGAAUCACAUUUGAUUCCAGAAAAUCAUCCUUUAGAAUUGAAAAGAUACUUUAGUCAACCUGAAAACACAGGACACCAAGCACGUUAUCUACAAAGAAGUUAAAGUAAUUAUAUUUAAAAGUAUAUUAUACAUAUAUAUAAAAUAUUAGUAAUAAUGAUUAACAUUAGAGUGAUACAUAAAAAUUACAAAUAUUUCCAAAAUUGUAGAUAGACAAAAUCAUUAAGGAAAAAAUGGAAAAUAUGACACCAAAAUAAAUUGAAGUAAGUGUUUCUAAAAUAACCCAAGCUUGAAGGAACUGCUAAAACUUGAUGAGUAAGAUAUUCAAGUCAUUCCCAGAAAUGUAAGAGUAAUGCUUUUGGAUUCCAAAUCAGAUGAAUUAUAUACAGACAAAGAUUUCUAAUUAGAUUAAGCUGAAAGAUAUAUAGAAGUAUUUAAUUAAUUGAAGGUAUUAUUAUUAUAUAUAUUUAUAGAAUUAAAAUUUUUAUGAAUUAGAUUUAGAAAAGAUGUUAGAACUUACAAUAUAUAUUGUGAAUAAUACUCAUUAUUAGCAAAAAUUUAAAUUGUCUGAAGAUAGAAAAUAAGUUACACCAAGAGAAUUAUUGAAUUAUAUUGAAAAAUUAUAAAGAUAAUGA